AUGACGCAGAUGGGCAUUAAUGGCUUCGGACGCAUUGGGCGCCUCGUCUUUCGUGCAGCCAUGGAGAAUCAAAGCGUUACGAUGGUUGCAGUCAAUGAUCCGUUCAUGGACCUUGACUACAUGAAGUACCUGCUGAAGUACGAUUCCGAGAAUGGCGAAGAGUACCUGGUUGUCAAUGGACUUCCAGUGCGAAUUUUCCACGAAAAAGACCCCGCUUCUAUCCCUUGGGGAUCCGUCGGUGCAGAUUAUGUCUGCGAAUCAACAGGCGUGUUCUGCGACAAGGAGAAGGCGUCGAAGCAUCUUCAAGGUGGGUGCAAGAAAGUUAUCAUCUCGGCCCCUCCAAAGGACUUCACGCCAAUGUUCGUUAUGGGUGUGAACCAUGAGAAGUACACGCCGGACUUGCAGGUUGUGUCGAAUGCUUCCUGCACUACGAACUGCUUGGCGCCUUUGGCCAAGGCCCAGAAGGGUGUACACAUGUUGGCAGUGUACGAUGAAGACAACACAGACAGCCUGGCCUGUAUCCAGGUCAUCAACGACAACUUUGGUAUUGCAGAGGGCCUGAUGACCACGGUCCACGCCAUGACAGCUACCCAGCUGACCGUUGAUGGCCCGUCGCGCGGCGGGAAGGACUCCAAAAGGGGGCGGCCUCGAGACUGGCGUGGUGGACGAUGUGCCUCGGAGAAUAUCAUUCCAUCCUCCACCGGGGCGGCCAAGGCAGUGGGCAAGGUGAUCCCUGCUCUCAACGGUAAAUUGACCGGCAUGGCAUUCCGGGUGCCGACUCCUGAUGUCUCUGUGGUGGACCUGACCUGCCGGCUGGACAAGCCAGCAAGCAUGGAUGACAUCACUGCUGCCAUCAACAAGGCUGUAGAAGGUCCCAUGAAGGGCAUUCUUGGCUUCACCGAUCAGGAGGUUGUGUCCACGGAUUUCGUGACAUGUCCGAUGUCUUCCAUUUUUGACAAGAGCGCAUGCAUUGCGCUGAAUGACAAGUUUGUGAAGCUCGUGUCCUGGUACGACAACGAGUGGGGCUAUUCCAAUCGGCUCGUCGAUCUAGCAUGCCACAUGGCACAGGUGGAUGGCAUCAUCCCGCCACCGGCAGUGAUUCAGAGCAUCAAGGCCCGGUUCUCUGACCUGCGGGUGGUUGUUGAUGUGUCCUUUGUGCAGGCGCGCGAGAUCUUCGACUCUCGCGGGAAUCCCACCGUGGAGGCAAUGACGGUUGUGGGUCAGGGAUCUGGAUCAGUUGCACAGUCCUGGCAGACUCAGGAUCACCUCUUCCGUGCAGCUGUUCCAAGCGGUGCCUCCACCGGCAUCUACGAGGUGGCUCUUGAGCUUCGUGAUGGUGACAAACAGCGUUUGCUGGGCAAGGGCGUGCUCAAGGCAGUAAAGAAUGUCAACGAGCAGAUUGCUCCGAAGCUUGUUGGCAUGGAUGUUACCAAGCAGAAGGAGAUUGAUCGGAUCAUGGUCGAAGUCCUCGAUGGCACCCAGAACGACUGGGGAUGGAGCAAGUCGAACCUUGGUGCAAAUGCCAUCUUGGCCGUAUCCAUGGCCGUUUGCCGUGCUGGUGCCGCCUCGAUGGAGAUGCCCCUCUACCAGUACUUGUCGUGUCUGUCCGGCAGACCUACAAGCAGCUACGUCAUGCCAGUUCCAUCUUUCAAUGUUAUCAAUGGUGGAAGCCAUGCUGGCAACCGUCUUGCUUGUCAGGAGUUUAUGAUUCUGCCAGUCGGUGCCAAGAGCUUCAGAGAAGCUCUGCAGAUCGGCUGUGAGGUGUACCAUUCUCUCAAGGGUUGCAUCAAAAAGAAGUACGGACAGGAUGCCUGCAAUGUCGGAGAUGAGGGUGGUUUUGCGCCUUCAGUCCAGGACAACAACGAGGCGCUGGAUGUCCUGAUGGAUGCCAUUGAGAAGUCCGGCCACAAGGACAAGGUCAAGAUUGGAACCGACGUGGCCGCAUCGGAGUUCUACAAGGACGGAAAGUACGACUUGGACUUCAAGAAUCCGGAGAGCAAGUCGGCCGACUGGAAGACUGGAAGCGAGAUGGCAACAUACUAUCAGGAGUGGUUCGCCAAGUAUCCUUUCGUUUCCAUUGAGGAUCCCUUCGACCAGGAUGACUGGGCAGCAUAUGCGGAAUUCUGCACAAAGUGUGGAAAGGAUGUGCAGAUCGUUGGUGACGACUUGUUGGUCACCAACACGAAGCGCAUUUCAAAGGCGCUGGAUGUCGGAGCAUGCAACGCGCUUCUAUUGAAGGUCAACCAGAUCGGAUCUAUUUCGGAGGCGAUCGAUGCUGCCAACAUGUCCAUGUACAACGGCUGGGGUGUCAUGGUGUCUCAUCGCUCUGGAGAGACGGAGGACUCCUUCAUCGCCGACUUGGUGGUUGGACUGCGCACAGGUCAGAUUAAAACUGGUGCGCCUUGCCGCAGCGAGCGCUUGGCGAAGUACAAUCAGCUGCUGCGCAUUGAAGAAGAACUUGGGUCCAAGGCCGUGUAUGCUGGGGAGAAGUUUCGCAACCCUUCCGCCUAG
Molecule: messenger RNA, 2511 nt
Organism: Symbiodinium sp. CCMP2592
Lineage: Eukaryota; Dinophyceae; Suessiales; Symbiodiniaceae
Source: the annotation of a GenBank genome assembly